This is a messenger RNA of Aplosporella prunicola CBS 121167, 5745 nucleotides long. RefSeq lists its product as uncharacterized. Lineage: Eukaryota; Fungi; Ascomycota; Dothideomycetes; Botryosphaeriales; Aplosporellaceae. The coding region runs from base 115 to 5349 and encodes 1744 amino acids. The record is from RefSeq and is a predicted model, not a curated record. Gene Ontology annotation, biological process: secondary metabolite biosynthetic process; fatty acid biosynthetic process. The transcript is spliced from 3 exons. Gene Ontology annotation, molecular function: 3-oxoacyl-[acyl-carrier-protein] synthase activity; fatty acid synthase activity; phosphopantetheine binding.
CCCCCCCUCAAUGAGCGCUCCUCUGGAAUCUCGACGCCAAUUAUCUUGGACAGCCCAUCCAGCAGCAGCGAGCACGGGGGCCUUGCCGAGUCCAACGACGUCGCCGUCGUGGGCAUGGCAUGCCGGGUCGCCGGCGGCAACCACAGCCCCGAACAGCUCUGGGAGUCCAUCCUUGCCAAGCGCGAUGCCUCGUCCGAGAUCCCGCCCAUGCGGUGGGAGCCGUACAAGCAUCGGGACGUGCGCAACGUGAAAGAGCUGCAGAAAACGACGAGGCGCGGCUACUUCCUCGAUGCGCUUGAGAACUUUGACCCCGCCUUCUUCGGCAUCUCGCCCAAGGAGGCGGAGCAGAUGGACCCACAGCAGCGCCUCUCGCUCGAAGUUACCUGGGAGGCGCUCGAGAACGCGGGCAUUGAUCCUAAAGCGCUGUCCGGCUCCGACACGGCCGUCUUUAUGGGCGUCAACUCGGACGACUACAGUAAGCUGCUGCUCGAGGACCUGCCCAACGUCGACGCGUGGAUGGGCAUCGGCACAGCCUACUGCGGCGUACCGAAUCGGAUCUCGUACCACUUGAAUUUGAUGGGCCCCAGUACGGCCGUGGACGCCGCGUGCGCCAGCUCGCUCGUGGCCAUCCACCACGGCCGCCAGGCUAUCUUAACCGGCGAAUCCAAGGUCGCCAUCACGGGCGGCGUGAACGCGCUUUGUGGGCCGGGUCUGACACGCGUGCUGGACAAGGCCGGAGCCAUCUCACCGGAUGGGUCGUGUUUGUCGUUCGACGAAAGCGCGCACGGCUACGGGCGAGGAGAAGGUGCCGCGGUCGUGGUGCUGAAGCGUCUGGGUGACGCCAUCAGAGAAGGAGACAACAUUAUCGCCCUGUUGAAAGGAUCAGCCGUUGCGCAAGACGGCAAGACGAACGGCAUCAUGGCGCCCAACGCCAAGGCUCAAGAGCUCGUUGCGCGCCAGGCCCUGAGCCAGGCCAAGAUCGAACCUGCCACGGUCGAGUACGUCGAGGCGCACGCGACGUCGACGCCUCUGGGCGACCCCACCGAAGUGUCGGCCAUUUCGGCCGUCUACGGCGCCGACAGGCCCAAGCCAGUCAUGCUCGGCUCCGUCAAGCCAAAUGUGGGCCAUCUCGAGGCCGGCGCGGGGGCCGUUGGCUUCAUCAAAGCCGUCUUGGCCAUGAACAAGGAGCAGUUCCCACCCCAGGCCAACCUGACGAAGCUCAACUCCAAGGUCGACUGGGCCAAGUCGGGCGUUGAGGUGGUGCGCGAGGCUGCUGCGUGGGCCACGAGCGGCUUGAAUCUUCGUCGCGCGGCCAUUUGCUCCUAUGGAUACGGCGGCACUGUCUCGCACGCCGUCAUCGAACAACGACCCUUUGACAUGGUACCGGAACAGAAGUCUCCUCAUGGCCCCGUCAUGCUCGUCAUCUCGACACCGCAGGAGAAGAGGCUCUCUACGCAGGCCACUGCUCUGGCGGCGUGGAUGACGGGCGCUGGAAAGAAAGAGCCGUUAAGCUCCAUUGCCCACACGCUGGCUCUACGUCGGGCGCACCACGACUACCGCGCUGCGUUCGUCGUUGAAAGCCACGAGCAGGCUGCCGAGGCGCUCAACGCCUUUGCGGCCGGCAACAAGACCGAGUGGAGCUCACAGGAUGUUGCCCUCGCGCCUACUGCCAGAAAAGACGUCGUUUGGGUCUUCUCCGGCCACGGCGCUCAGUGGAAGGAUAUGGGCAAGGAACUCAUCAAGAACCCCGUCUUCCACAAGGCCAUUGCACCUCUCGACGCCAUUACGAAGAAGGACGCGGGCUUCUCGGCCAUCGAUACCCUCAGCAGCGGCCAGUUUGAGGAGUCGGACAAGGUGCAAGUGCUGACGUACGUCAUGCAAAUCGGACUCACUGCACUGCUCCGGUCCAAGGGAGUGAGCCCGCAUGCCGUCAUCGGGCACUCGGUGGGUGAAAUCGCGGCUUCAGUGGUAGCCGGCUGUCUGACGCCCGAAGAGGGCGCCCUGAUAGUCUCGCGAAGGGCUCGGCUCUACGCCCGCGUCAAGGGCCAAGGAGCCAUGUUCCUCGUGAACCUACCCUUCGAGCAGGUCAGGAGCGAGCUCGGCGACCGUGACGGCGUUGUCGCGGCCAUAGACUCGUCGCCGUCGUCGUGCGUUGUCAGCGGCAAAGCCGAGGCGGUGCAAGCGUAUGCCGACACGGUCAAGCAGCGCGGCAUCAAGGCUGCCAAGGUUGCCACCGACAUUGCCUUCCACGCGACAGGGAUGUUGACGCCGCUGGCUGCUCCGUUGGCGGCGGCGCUGGUGGGCGAUAUCAAGCCGCUCCCGGCGUCGGUGCCGCUCUACUCGACGUCGGACGGGAACCCGCGGUCCGAUGCGGCGCGGGACGUCGAGUACUGGGUGCGCAACAUGGUCAACCCGGUACUUCUCACGUCGGCGGUGCGGGCCGCCAUGUCGGACGGAUUCAAGCUGUUCCUCGAGGUCUCCAGCCACCCGAUCGUGUCACACUCGAUCAACGAGACGGCCAUGGACGACGAAGACGCGGCCGUCCUCCCCACGCUCCGGCGCAACAAGCCCGCCGAGACAUGCGUGCAGCAGGCCGUGGGCGCGCUGUACGUCAAGGCGGCCAACGUCGACCUCGGCAAGCCGCUCGGGCGGCACUGGGCGCCCGGGGUGCCCGGCACGCAGUGGGCGCACAAGGCCAUCUGGCGCAAGGUGGAGACGGGCAAUCCCCUGACAGCCGGCAGCCUGACGCACGACGUCGACAAGCACACGCUGCUCGGCCUGCGGAGCGUCGUGGCCGGCACCGACACGGUGCUGUACACGACCAAGCUCGACAACAACACCAAGCCCUUCCCGGGCAGCCACCCGCUGCACGGCACCGAGAUUGUGCCCGCAGCGGCCCUCGUCAACACCUUCCACCACGCCACGGGCGCCGAUACCUUGUCGAAUGUCGUGUUGCGCGUGCCCGUGGCCAUCAACGCCCCUCGCGACGUCCAGGUCGUCGUGGUUGGCGACACGGUCAAGAUCGCAUCGCGUCUGCAGCAGAGCGGCGACGACCAAUCGUGGGCCACACACACGACGGCGCACUGGAGCGCCAAGAAGGCAGCGGACGAGGUGGACGAGGCGGCCGAGGUGGACAUUUCGGCCUGCAAGCAGCGCAUCGGCACGGCGCUGCCGGCCAACUUCUCCAUCGACUACCUGGACAAGGUGGGCGUGUCGGCCAUGGGCUUCCCCUGGGCCGUGACGGAGCACUACGGCAACCUCAAGGAGAUGAUUGCGCGCGUCGACGUGGCGCCGGGCGUCGAAGGACUGCCAUGGGACGCGGCGUCGUGGGCGCCCAUACUCGACGCGGCCACGUCGGUGGGCUCGACCAUCUUCUUCGACCAGCCCAGGCUGCGCAUGCCGGCGCAGAUUGAGCGGGUGCGCUUCCUCGCGCCGUACGGCACCGCACCGCCCAAGACGGGCUGGCUGCAUGUGCAAGACGCGUCGGAGCGCGGGGCGCCCGCCGUGCACGUCAGCGUGUGCGACGAGGCGGGCUGCGUGCUCGUCAAGUUCGAGUCGAUGCGCUUCUCCGAGAUCGAGGGCACGCCGGGCGUCAGCGGCAGCGUCGAGAGCCUCGUGCACAACCUCGCGUGGGUGCCCGCCUCGUUUUCCCACAAGCCCAUGCCGUGCGAGUCGGUCGUCCUGGUGUCGGAUGACGCGGCCAUCCUCGACAAGUACGCAAGGCAGCUCGCGCCUCAUUCCAAGCGCAUCGUGCAGUUGCCCGACGCCGCCGCCUUGCAAGCAGUGCAUGUCGCGCCCAACACGGCCGUCAUCUACUGCCCUGGUCCGGCCGCCUCUCUGGCCGACGUCCCCACCAAGGCCGAAGCAUUCAUCGCCGAGCUGCUCGCUCUCACCAAGCAUCUCGUGUCCUCCAGCGGUGCAAACAACCACAAGCUCUUCGCCAUCACCACGGCCGUCGCCGAUGCCCAAACGCCCACGGCUCUCGCCCACGCCCCGCUGCACGGCCUCGCUCGCAUCAUUGCCUCGGAGCACCCCGAUCAGUGGGGCGCCCUAAUCGACGCCGAGCCCGAUGCUCCCUUCCCCGUCCUCGCGCUCAAGUACGUCCGCGACCAAGACGUCGUGCGCGUCCAGGACGGUCUGCCCCGCGUCGCCCGCUUGCAGCCGCUGCCGCGCGACCGGCUGCAAUCGACAACGACGCUGCUCCCUCGCCCCGACGGCACCUAUCUCAUCACCGGCGGCCUGGGAGCCCUGGGCCUCGAGGUCGCCGCCUGGCUGGUCGACAAGGGCGCUCGCCGCGUGCUUUUGGCUUCGCGGCGCGGCCUGCCCCCACGCAACGAGUGGCAUCGCCUGCCCGCCGACGACGCCCGCCGCCAAGCCGUGCAGCGCAUCGCAAGCCUCGAGCAGGCGGGCGCGACGGUGCACGCGGUCGCGCUCGACGUGGGCGCCGAGGGGGCGGCUGACGCCAUCGUGGCCGCGCUGCAGCGCCUGGACUUGCCCCCCGUGCGCGGCGUGGUGCACGCGGCGGGCACGCUCGAGGACCAACUCAUCCUCGAAACGACGGGCGACUCGUUCUCGCGCGUCCUCGCGCCCAAGGUCGCGGGCGCGCUGGCCCUGCACGCGGCGUUUCCGCCCGCGACGCUCGACUGGCUCGUGCUGUUCAGCUCGUGCGGGCAGCUGUUCGGCUUCCCGGGGCAGGGCAGCUACGCCAGCGGCAACGCGUUCCUGGACGCGCUGGCGACGGCUCGACGGGCGCAGGGAGACCGGGCCGUCGCGGUGCAGUGGACCAGCUGGCGCGGGCUGGGCAUGGCGGCCAGCACCGAUUUCAUCAAUGCCGAGCUCGAGAGCAAGGGCAUCACCGACAUGACCGUCGACGAGGCGUUCCGCGCGUGGGAGCACCUGGGCCGCUACGACGUCGACCACGGCGUGGUGCUGCGCAGCCGGGCGCUGGACGCGGACGAGGCGCUGCCGGCGCCCAUCCUUGCGGACAUUGCCGUCAGGCGCAUGGGAUCGGCAGGCGGCGACGGGGCCGAGGGUGGGGGCGAAACGGGCGGGAGCGGGAGCGGGAGCGGGAGCGGGAGCGAGAUGCCGGCGGGAGAGGCGGAGCGGAAGGCGUGGGUCGAGGCCAAGAUCCGGGCCAUCCUCGCCGAGGUGCUGAUGCUGAGCGGGGCCGACGAGGUCGACGGGCGCGCGGCGAUCGCGGAUCUGGGCGUCGACAGCGUCAUGACGGUGACGCUGCGGCGCAAGCUGCAGGGCGCGCUGAAGGUCAAGGUGCCGCCGACGCUGACGUGGAGCCAUCCCACUGCGAGGCACCUGGCGGCGUGGUUUUCCGAGCGUAUACGUAGUAUGUAACUAGCACUCGACUCCGGUUCCUCCAUGCGGCAAAGCCCCCGCAAGCAUGCAAUAUUAAAUCCCUUGCGACUGUGACUGCGAGACACUUACCACGACUUCCAUACACGAUGCCCAGGAUCCUCCUCACCGGCGGCAGCGGCUUCAUCGCCACCCACGUCCUCGAGACGCUGCUGGCCCGCGGCCACUCGGUCGUGACGACGGUGCGCAGCGCGCAAAAAGGCCGCCGCAUCGUCGACGCGCACCCCAGCGUCGACUUUGUCGUUGUCGAGGACAUUGCGCGCGCCGGCGCCUUCGACAAGGCCGUCAUGGCCUCGCCGCCUUUUGACGCCGUCGUGCACACGGCCAGCCCGUACCACUUCCACGCCAAGGACAACAAGAGCGAGCUCCUCGAGCCGG